Triticum dicoccoides is the source of this 1444-nucleotide messenger RNA. RefSeq lists its product as uncharacterized. The record is from RefSeq and is a predicted model, not a curated record. The coding region runs from base 480 to 878 and encodes 132 amino acids. The transcript is spliced from 5 exons. Lineage: Eukaryota; Viridiplantae; Streptophyta; Magnoliopsida; Poales; Poaceae.
GCUCCCGCGCUUUCAUGAAUAUUUGGUUCAAUCAAGCGAAAGUGUGGGAAUUCUCCCACCCUCUCUGAAAGAUUUGGUUCAAAAGAUGAAUGUGAAAAAGUAUCCAACACAACCAACCAACCAACCAAAAACAACCUCUUUGGCCCAAAUCCAAACCCAAUCCGCCGCUUCCUUCUCUUCUGUCUUCCUCCUCGCCUCAUCUCCCCUCGAUUCAAUCCGCCGCCGCCGCCGCCGACCUCCUCUCCCCACCCCACCGGCGACCUCCCGCCUCCGCCACCGCCCUGCACCGCGCCGCUGGCGCCCCCAACCUUCUCCUCUCCCUCCUCUCUUCUUUCUCGGAGGGAAGCCCUAGAUCCACAGGCCGCGGCAACCACCGCUACCGCGUCCUCCUCCUUCCACCCCUCCUAGCCACCCGCCGCGUCCAACCUCCACGGCUCUCCGUCUCUCGCUCCCCGCGCCCGAAACCCUAGCCUGCGGCCAUGGCGACCGAGCUCGGGAUCCCUCUCCUUCAAGACCUCGACAAGGGACGGACUAUAGUGCACAGGUGCGGCGGCGCAAGGCUGCGACCCCCGAGGACGCGGAUGUGCAGGAGCACACGCGGGUGCAGCAAGGCGCACACGAGGGAGCAGCAAGGCGAAGCGGUGACCACGCCAAACAACACCGCGUUCAUGUCAGGUGCAAGUCAGCGAGGCUGCAAGGCUAUGGCCCGCGAGACCGAGCGCGCCGAUGUGCAAGAGUACUGCAGCGCGCAUGAUCUGGAGCACGACGGCACGGAGAGGUGCAACAAGGCGAGGGGGCAACCAUGCCAAACAACAGCCAGCGUUCAGCAGGUCUAUCUUAUUCCCCCAAAGAAGAAGAUAGUAGAAAACUCAAGUUAGAUUGGCAGUGAGCUCUAGAUGGGUCUGUAUGCUCAUCUCUCUGGUCCUGUACAAGACACCGCAGAUGGGGAUUGCUCUUGUAGUCCAUUCCCACCUGGCCACUGUCAGGUAGGAGGAGACAGACUGACGUGUGGUGCGCGCGCCGCACCAGCGAGUCUCUCUUGUGGUCCUCCCUCUCUUUUCUCUCCAUCCGAGAGCAAAAAUGCAUUUGAGUUUUCAGUCUGCUCUGCUGUGUGUGUGUGAGUAAGAGAGACGGAGGGAGACGCAGAGCUAUGAAAUGUUCCCUGCUGUUUGUAACUUCUAAGGAUGUUAGCCUUUCUUUGUCUUAUGUGGAUGUCAUGAAUCAACAAAGUUUUACUUCUAUAUCUAGAGAUUCAUGGUUGUGCUAGUAGUAAGUAGUUCAGUCUGUGUGAUAUAAUGUUAAGGAGUAGGCCUUUUGUAGAUGAACUCCGUUUUUUUACGCGUUGUGGCUGGAUGUAAACAUAUGGCAUUGUGAAUAUGUACUGUACGUGCCUAUUUCAGAGGGCGAAGCCGGUCAUCAUUGACCUUGGCAAAUCCGUGCUGCA